AUGAGUUUGAUGGAGGAAAUCGUCAAGCUUACCGGUUCCGAAAACUGGAAGGCAUGGAACACGCGCUUCAUCGCCGAGGCAACCAACCGCGGGCUCUGGGAGAUCAUCAACCCGACGAGCACCUCCAAAGGAGCCAAUGCCCGUGGCAAUACGCCUGCGAGCGGCACUUCCCAGGUGGUCGUGCCUGGCGGCAAACCGAAGAACGCCUCCGAGAUGACCGCAGCUGGGCGUGACGCAUACAAGAUUGACCUCUCUGAAUACCGCGAAGAGAAGGGUGACUACGAGAGGGAACUCCAGAACAUCACCUUCCUGUGCUCCUGGAUCACCAAGACAGUGGCUGCUAACUUGUUUGAUACAACCUGCGACCCCGAGAAAAGGAUCCACGAAUGGUACGCCGCUCUCAAGGAACGCGGAGGCACCAACGACCUUCAGGAGUUCCGACGAGCGAUGGAAGAAUGGGAAACCGCCAACAAGACGCUCUCCCGCAAACCGAAAGACAUGCUCAGCUGGCUCAGAGGCUGGGAGCUGGCCCUUCUGAAGGCGCAGAAGGCCAAAGUGCCAGGGACAAACGACUCGAUCGACAACACCGUCCGAGGCUUUGGAUACGACGGAUGGUGCGACUCUUACUACAACAGCAACCAAGAUGCCAUCGACAACAACAAAUUCAUGCUCCAGAAGCUUCUAAAGGAUUUCAGCGAGCGCGUCAGACGGAGUGACGACUUCAAGCCGCCACCAUCGCCAAGGGCGCCUUCCGUCUCGCAGGAAAAGGAGCCGCAGCCCAACUCCCCGAACCACAAACAAGCGCCGUUACACUGGAGGAUCAACUUCUGGCUGUCCAGCCCGCGAUAG
This is a messenger RNA of Chaetomium strumarium, 849 nucleotides long. RefSeq lists its product as uncharacterized. The record is from RefSeq and is a predicted model, not a curated record. The coding region runs from base 1 to 849 and encodes 282 amino acids. The transcript has 3 exons. NCBI's taxonomy places the organism in Eukaryota, Fungi, Ascomycota, Sordariomycetes, Sordariales, Chaetomiaceae.